Amphibalanus amphitrite is the source of this 1442-nucleotide messenger RNA. RefSeq lists its product as uncharacterized. NCBI's taxonomy places the organism in Eukaryota, Metazoa, Arthropoda, Thecostraca, Balanomorpha, Balanidae. Gene Ontology annotation, cellular component: nucleus. Gene Ontology annotation, biological process: response to ionizing radiation; mitotic G2 DNA damage checkpoint signaling; mitotic DNA replication checkpoint signaling. The coding region runs from base 135 to 1442 and encodes 435 amino acids. The record is from RefSeq and is a predicted model, not a curated record. The transcript has 4 exons. Gene Ontology annotation, molecular function: chromatin binding.
CAAGCGCGCCUAUUUUCAGUUGCGCCUUUUGUUUGGAAAGAAGUGUUGUGCUUCAUUUUCUGGAAAUCUUCGUGUUUGCCCAGCUCUUGGGGCCGUCAGCACCCUGGUAACAUGGCUGCCAAGUGUUAGCCGCGAUGCGGAAACAGGUGGUGCUCCUGUUUGACCUGCACUGUCUGGGCUGGGACGCGCCCGGCGAUGCGGCGUUCGAGUGGCGGCUGCGCUCCCUGCAGCGCGCCACACUCCGCCUGCUGCUCGGGCUGGCCAACUGCCUGGAGAAGGACGGCGGCCUGCGCUUCGGCUUCCGACUGUUUGACUCGGCGCGCUACAAGCCGGGCACGGACCGAUCCGGCUUUGUCGACUUCACGCUGGAUGCGUUCGAGGCGCUGGAAAACUCGCUGGCGGGCGCACUCGAGCGGCGGCGCACCGGCUCGCCGCGCCGGGCGGCGGAUCCCGGCGCCGCACCGCCCGGCCAGGCGCUGACGCGCGCCCUGCACGAGGUGCUUAGCGACUUCCAGUGGGAGCGUGCCGACGUCGACUCGCCUGUGAAGCGGCCCCGGCGGCGGCGCGGCGCCGCUCCGGCCCCGGCCGAUGACUCGGGUAACGCCGUGUAUCUGGUGGCCGCGCUGCCGGCGGCGGAGGAGGCGGCACACCGGUUCGCUGGCGGCGCGGCGCCCGACGAGCUGCCCGCCCGGCUCACGGCUGCUGUGCUCAGUGACUCGUUCCGCCGACUGCUGUGUGAACAGUGCCGCGUGCGGCUGCACGUGCUGGACACGGCGGGCCUUCAAACGGCUGCCGAGCCCGACCCACUCGUACAGCGGGCGUUCUCGGCGCUGGCAGAGGCCACCGGCGGCGUCCUAACGCGGCUGGAGACGCUGCUGGAGCUCUGUGGACCCGAGCCGGCCGCUGAGCCGGCGCCGGAGGUCGGGCCGGGCGACGGGAAGGCGGCGGCGGAGGGAGAGGGCCUCCGGGUCCGGUGGAGGAUGGGUCCCACCGAGUACACCGCUCGGGUGACGAUCGAACCCGGGGCCAAGGCGGACGCCCCGCCCUCCGAUCGGACACUGCUCAGGCUGCUCUCAUCGCCGGACGACGCGUGUAUUCUAAUGGAGGUGGUUGCCAAGAUGACUGACGCCGUCGACAAUGCGUCCCACGUGCAGUUGGCGACUUUUGAGGCGGGCGAUGACGCGUUUUCUGCGGGCACCCUGCUGCUGGUGCGUCUGUCGGACCAGCCGUGUCUGCUGCGCACCGACUCCGCCCGCCGCGGAGCUCUGCUCUCACUGGGCGACCCGCCGACCGACGGUGGCGCCGGCGCGCGGAAGGACGCCGAAACAGUGCGCCACCGGCUGCGGUCCGAGCGGCCCCUGGUAGCGGAUAUGCUGCAGCUGUGGUUCGUAGGACCGCCGCCAGAGUCGCCUCCGAAACACCAGGAUGUCUGGCCCACGUAA